UCCUCCGUCGCACCCGCGCAUGCGCAUGCGCGCUCGGUCCGGGCGCUCUGAAGACCUGGCGGAGCCCGGCGCGGAUGGAGGCCUGAGGGCGGCGGGGGCGGAGCGCGCCGCGAGCUGGGGGCAUGUCUGCGGCGGGCGCCGUCUAGAGGAAGGCCGAGCAGCCGCCGCCACGCUUUCGGUCGCGGCGAGACGCAAGCGAGCCAGGCCGAGGGCCGCGGCGGCGAUGCAGCGACGGCGGCGUCCUCCGCAGCCCGCCUCUCGGCUGCCCGAGGGCUGCGGAGGCGGCGGCGGCCGCAGUUGCGGCGGCGGGAGCGAGGAGGUGGAAGUGCAGUACUCCGCCGGGCGCUUGGGCUCGGCCGCGGCGGUUGCGGCGACGACGGCGGCGGCGGCGGCGCGCAGCACCGAGGAGGAGGAGGAGGAGAGGCUCGAGCGCGAGCACUUCUGGAAGAUCAUUAAUGCCUUCCGCUACUACGGCACCAGUAUGCAUGAGCGAGUGAACCGGACAGAGAGACAAUUUCGAUCACUUCCAGCUAAUCAGCAGAAACUACUUCCUCAGUUUCUUCUUCACUUGGACAAGAUCCGGAAAUGCAUUGAUCACAAUCAAGAAAUACUACUGACCAUUGUGAAUGAUUGCAUACAUAUGUUUGAAAAUAAAGAAUAUGGAGAAGAUGGGAAUGGAAAGAUUAUGCCAGCAUCUACAUUUGACAUGGAUAAGUUAAAAUCCACAUUGAAACAGUUUGUGAGAGACUGGAGUGAAACUGGGAAAGCAGAAAGGGAUGCCUGCUACCAGCCAAUCAUUAAAGAAAUUUUAAAAAACUUUCCAAAAGAGAGAUGGGAUCCUUCUAAAGUAAAUAUUCUGGUACCUGGUGCUGGACUAGGAAGACUGGCCUGGGAAAUAGCUAUGCUAGGUUAUGCUUGUCAAGGAAAUGAAUGGAGUUUUUUUAUGCUCUUUUCUUCCAACUUUGUACUCAACAGAUGUUCUGAAAUUAAUAAAUAUAAGCUUUAUCCCUGGAUCCAUCAGUUUAGCAAUAACCGGAGGUCAGCUGAUCAGAUUCGACCCAUCUUUUUCCCUGAUGUUGACCCCCACAGUCUUCCUCCCGGUUCUAACUUUUCUAUGACAGCUGGAGAUUUUCAGGAGAUAUACUCAGAAUGCAAUACCUGGGACUGUAUUGCAACCUGUUUCUUCAUAGACACAGCUCACAAUGUAAUUGAUUAUAUUGACACAAUAUGGAAAAUACUCAAGCCAGGUGGAAUUUGGAUAAAUCUAGGUCCUCUCCUAUACCACUUUGAAAAUUUGGCAAAUGAACUUUCCAUAGAAUUGAGCUAUGAGGAUAUAAAAAACGUCGUCCUGCAGUAUGGAUUCCAGGUAGAGGUGGAAAAAGAAUCUGUCUUGUCAACAUAUACUGUGAAUGAUCUCUCUAUGAUGAAAUACUACUAUGAAUGUGUCUUGUUUGUGGUCCGUAAACCACAAUCACAGUCUCAAGUGAUAUCACCAGGAAAAAAGUUUAAUAAGAGCAAUUGCUGAAAUAAACAACUCAGAAUCAGCUAUCACAAUGACAGGACACAACCUCAGAUCAGUGGUGCCUUCUUAUUCCUAACAAAAUUUAGAAAUAGCGUCUAUUUUCUUAAUAUGUCUAUUGCUUUUUCAGAAAUAUACUAUGCCAUGCAUAUUUGUACUACACAAGUAAAAAUGGAGGAAAGGUCUUCAAGUGUGCUUUUUCCUUGAAGCCCAGAAUUGUCUUUCAGUAGAAAAAACUUUAUCUCCAGUGUCUUCAUGAAGCUGUCCGUUGCAAGUCUGCCAUGCUAAUGACUAAUAGUAUUGAAGUCCACAAUAAUCUCCUUUUUUGUUGUUUUGUAUGCAUUGCACAUGUUAUUUUUAGAAGAGUUUAAGGGUCCUCUGUCACAUUCAGCAUCUGGAAUUGGGACUUUUGUUCAUUUUGAACCCAAGCAAUCUGUACAUAAAAUAUGUGUCUAUUCUUUUAUCAUUCAAAUUAUAUGAUUUUAUUUUUUUCUAGCUCAGCUGAACUUAAGAGAAGCAUCAAGCAUUUCAUUUUUAUGAAGUGCUAAAUUUAAUAGGAUCACAGGCCAGUAAAACUCAUUCAAGUAACUGAGAAAUCUGUAAGUCUUUUGGCCACACUAAACUGAAUACUUUUUGAAAGCAUACUCCUCAUGGACCACUCGGAAAUGUGUGAGACCUCAGCAUUCUAAGAGAGGCACAAAAACCUUCAUUAAAGGUACUACUAGGAAACUGGGGAAAUAAGAAUAAACUCUGCCCAUUGGAUAUGUGUGAUUUCAAACUAUAAAUGAACAUGCAGUUUGUCAGUGAGGUGUUUACUACACUGUCUUCUCUUUAGAUUGCCUGGAUUACAAAAGCAAGCACUUUUUUUCAUUCAAACAAUUAUAUACUAGUAAAAACUGUCAUGAUGGUAUUAAUGUGGGGGAAUUUUGAGUAUGAAAUUCAGGGAUAAACUACUACCCAUGGUCUUUGUCUUCAGUAUCAUAAGCAGCAGCCAUUUAUAUAAUUUCAGAUUAACACCAAUUUUGUUUCCUGAUAGCUGGACCUGAAACAGUAUUCGCUGCUUUAAAUUUCUACCUCUAGCAGAUCUUUAUUGGAGGGAGUUUUCCUUUGUGUUUUUUUAUGUUUAUUAUUCUAUUUUCAGUAGGUUGGAAAGAAGACAUGAUUAAUUUAAUGUUUUAACCUUUUCUUGGAGAAAAGGAAGUACUCUUGAAUAUUUUCACAGAUGAUUGUGAUGAAAUGACCUCUGUGGCAAUUUGGAUUAGAUAGACUUAAUGUCAAUAAUGUACUGAUAGCAUUAGUGUCAUGUUUCAAUAGGAAAACUUACUUGUAAAUCUUUAGACCUUUGUUGUCAGGUUAGGGGAGUCACUAUGCGAUUUGGUAUCUUACUAGUAGGACCUUUUCUUCGUAAACUGCGGCAGCUCUUGUGGCCUUUACGCCAUUGUGCAGUAAAGGAUUCCAAUGAAGUAAAUUCGACUUGUCAAGUUAUGGAAGCCUGUAAGCUGUUGAGUUUUUUUUUAAACUACUUCUCUUUUUUGUGUCCCUCAAUACUUUGUAGAUGUUUAUAUAGUGGGAAUUCUCAUUACCUACCAUAUGAAUGAACUUGAAGUUAAUUGCAAGAGGGAAAAAAACCCCAAAUUAUUUUGAUUAUUAUUUUGGUUUUUUUUUAGAAAAGAAACUUAAAAGGAGUCUAAAUAUUUUUAAAAAUCCAUUGAGAGGAAAGGAAAGCAUGCUGUUUUUGAGUAAUAUAGAAAGGCUGACUAGUUUUCACUCUUUUAUAACUUAUAUCAAAACAAAUUAUCUUGUUUGGCUCACAGAGGCAACAAUAGAUUAACACUGAUGGGUUGGCUUUAUUACUUAAAAAUUUUGCCAUCAGGUUUUAUUCUUUAAUAAUGUUGCUUAAUUUCUAAAUUAUAGCUUACAUUUCAGUUAAUUCUGAAAUCAGUUAUUUCAGUUGUUUUUAAUUUCCCCCUCAUAUCAUGAAUACUAUUUUUUAAAUGUGCUACACAAAUUUGCAUCACUUUUUUCUCUUACAGCUUUUGCAGUUUAUAUAUUCUAAACUUAAAAGUUGUGAUAUCAAUAAAUAAUAGAAGUGUCACUGGAGGAUUUAAUUUUAUAUUUCUUAGAUAUAGUUCUAGCUACCAAAAUGUGUAAGCCUUAAAGUUUUUAAUUUUUUUUCUUAACUUAGCUCUGUAAACACAUGCUUUCAUUUAUUUCCAUUAAGUGAAAGGAAAUAGGUCAUUGUGCUUGCUUUUUAAAAAAAAAUUUCUGUAAUCUGAAGUGGUGCAGGCUAGGCUAUGUUAAUCAAGUGACCAAGGUGGGGUAUGUAAAAUAUAAAGAGAAGCUGUAUAAGUCACAAUAUAAAAUUAUGACAUUUGGGAACUGUAAAAUGUAAUGUAUUUAUGUGUAACUCUAAUUCUAAAAGUUGCCACAAAGGCUGAAUUGGAAGCUUCAUGUCUGCAUGAAAUUUCCUCUAUUUUUAAUGUGUAUGAUGGACUUAAUUUUUCAUGAAUAUUAAAGUCUGCCAAUUGCUAUGAAA
Molecule: messenger RNA, 4055 nt
Organism: Equus quagga
Lineage: Eukaryota; Metazoa; Chordata; Mammalia; Perissodactyla; Equidae
Gene: CARNMT1
Product: carnosine N-methyltransferase 1
Exons: 8
Coding region: 20-1525 (501 amino acids)
Molecular function (GO): S-adenosylmethionine-dependent methyltransferase activity
Source: RefSeq, a predicted model, not a curated record